AUGACCAAGAGCUGGGCACAACUCAGUCCCUACAAAAGCGCCGACUGGGGUGUUCCCAAGGGCGUUCCCCAAGGAGAACGAUGUGAGCUAUCUCAGGUCCAUAUCUUGCAUCGCCAUGCUCAGCGAUAUCCAACUGGCAUGCCCAUGGAUGGCCAGGUCAUUGAAAAUUUCCUUGACAAACUCAACGGAACUGUCGCAACCGGACCAUUGGAGUUCCUCAAUAGCUGGAAAAACGUCCUUGGUCUGGACGAGCUGAUGCGGACAGGUGCCUCUACCGAAGCUACCUCCGGAGCUCACUUCUGGCUUCAGUAUGGUAGACUUUUGUACCGUGCUACGCCUGAAAAUGUUGUUGCGUGGAAUCCAUCAUUGAAUGUUUUUCCCAACGGGACAGCCCGUCCGAAGCCCUUCUUCCGCGCCACUGAUCAACAUCGGAUCUUGGAGAGUGCGCGUUGGUGGUUGAGCGGCUUUUUCGGAAAUAUAGGUGCCCAUGCUUCAUAUGACCAAUAUGAUCUACUGGCCAUUCCUGAGAAGAUUUUAUUCAACAACACACUGGCUUCAUACUACUCCUGUCCCGGUGGCCCAGGUGAUCAGAGCAACGGAGACAAAACCUCAAAAACCUUUGUUGCCCGUUACCUCAAGGACGCUCGCUCUCGCUUGUCACCUUACUUUCCUCCCGAUUUCGAUUUGACUAUUAUUGAUGUCCUUGCCAUGCAAACAAUAUGUGUUUACGAAGAGACCAGUCUGGCUGGCUCCAAAUUCUGCUCUCUUUUUACCGAACAAGAGUGGAAAAAUUUUGCCUACAACCUUGACAUACAGUACUACGGCAACUGGGGCUUCGGUUCACCCGUGGGCCGUGCCCAGGGUAUAGGCUACGUCAUGGAACUUGCCGCUCGUCUAGAGGAGAAGCUCAUCCCCUCCAGUGAUACCAGCCUGAACUCCACUUACGAUAAUAACCCUGACACAUUUCCUCUACGACAACCCUUUUAUAUGGACAUGUCUCACGACAGCACAAUGAUAGCUGUGAUGGCCGCGUUGAAUCUUGAGUACUUCAAAUAUCCGAGCCCGGCAGGAUUGCCUGGUGAUGUUGAUCACGCCCCGGAACAUACGCAGAAAAUCAGCGAUGCUACGCCAUUUGGUGCUCGUUUUAUGACUGAAGUUUGGACUUGCCCAAAUGAUAUCACCUUCGACACCUUGGACCCUGUCCUUUACUCCAACCCCAACUUGGAGUCGACUGAGGACACUACCAAGUACAUUCGCUUCAUGCUGAAUGAUGCGCCUUUACCAAUGACCGGAGUUAUUGGCUGUGAGGGGUCCACGAAUGGCUUCUGCGCGCUUGACAAUUUCUUGACCGGUAUACCCGAGCUUAAGAGAAGAGCAAAUUACCGAGAGGCUUGUUUUGGUUAUUACAUUAACCGCACCGAGCCCAUUCUUUUUGAAUAG
Molecule: messenger RNA, 1440 nt
Organism: Penicillium verhagenii
Lineage: Eukaryota; Fungi; Ascomycota; Eurotiomycetes; Eurotiales; Aspergillaceae
Product: histidine phosphatase family protein
Exons: 2
Coding region: 1-1440 (479 amino acids)
Molecular function (GO): acid phosphatase activity
Source: RefSeq, a predicted model, not a curated record